Messenger RNA from Morchella importuna, 2367 nucleotides. RefSeq lists its product as uncharacterized. Gene Ontology annotation, molecular function: carbohydrate binding; hydrolase activity, hydrolyzing O-glycosyl compounds. The record is from RefSeq and is a predicted model, not a curated record. Gene Ontology annotation, biological process: carbohydrate metabolic process. NCBI's taxonomy places the organism in Eukaryota, Fungi, Ascomycota, Pezizomycetes, Pezizales, Morchellaceae. The transcript has 4 exons. The coding region runs from base 1 to 2367 and encodes 788 amino acids.
AUGAAGUUCCGAGAUGGUAUGUGGCUCGUGAAGGAAGGUGUGAGAAUCGAGUAUGCCGAGGACGUUCACAAAAUUACAGAAGGACCAAAGGGCGACUCUUUGAGCUUGCUAUGCCCAACCAGACACAUUAGGUCUCGGGGCGAUACCCUCAAUCUACCUACAUUGAGCCUUGAAAUCCAAGCAGAAUUUGAAGAUGUCAUUUCCAUCACUACCCAACAUUGGAAGGGCGCUCAAAACCCAGGGCCUCACUAUGAACUGUAUCCCGAAGGAAAGCCUUCGUGUUUGGCAAAAAUUUCUACCUCAGCGAAUGGGACUACGCUUACCUCCGGAAACUUAUCGUGUACUGUUUCUUCCAAGCCUCACACAUUCAAUAUAAGCUUCCAUGAUACUACUACCGGCAAAAGCGUAACCUCCCUUCUUAACCGUUCCGUCGGAUUCGCGUACACUCCUGCACCAUCCUCCCCCAUGCAGACCGGUGACAUGACAAAAAUUGGACACCAUAUCUUCACUCAACACCAGCUUGCUGUUGGCGAGUCUAUCUACGGUCUUGGAGAGCGGUUUACAGCGUUUAAUAAAGUCGGGCAAUCGCUCACGCUUUACAACGCCGACGGUGGAACCUCAUCUGAACAGGCGUACAAGAAUAUCCCAUUUUACAUAUCUUCAAACGGUUAUGGGGUCUUCAUUGACCACGCAGAACCGGUGGACCUCGAGAUUGGGUCUGAAAGGUCCUGCAGACUGCAGGCCAGCGUUUUGGGCCAGAGAUUGAAAUGGUAUGUCAUCUACGGACCUAACCCGAAGGAGAUUUUACGCAAGUACACUGCUCUCACUGGGAAGCCUGGAAAGGUCCCAUCAUGGAGUUUUGGGUUGUGGCUCAGCACAUCCUUCACUACAUCUUACGAUGAGAAGACUGUAGGCAGCUUCCUAGACGGAAUGAAGCAGAGGGAAAUUCCGGUGCAUGUGUUCCACUAUGAUUGCUUCUGGCUGCGCGAAUUUCAUUGGUGUGACUUUGAGUUCUCGAAGGAGCAUUUCCCAGAUCCAAAAUCUAUGAUGUCCCGUUUGAGGAAAGAAAGACCAGGGCUAAAGUUUUGUGUGUGGAUCAAUCCAUACCUUGGCGACGCAUCUCCGGUUUUUGCAGAGGCUGCAGAGAAGGGUUACUUGCUUAAGCGCAAGAACGGGGAUGUGUGGCAGUGGGAUCUUUGGCAAGCUGGUAUGGGGCUGGUCGACUUUACAAACCCUGCGGCCUGCGAGUGGUAUGUUUCAAAGUUGGAAAGUCUUUUUGAUGUCGGAAUCGAUUGCCUGAAAACCGAUUUUGGCGAGAGAAUCCCCGAUAAGGAUGUACAAUGGUUUGACAAGAGUCUUGACCCGGCAAAGAUGCACAAUUACUAUGCAUUCAUUUAUAACGAGGUUGUAUAUAAGGCAUUGCAGAAGCGGUACGGGAAAGACCAGGCUGUGUUAUUUGCUAGGACCGCAACUGCCGGAACCCAACGAUUCCCGCUACAGUGGGGUGGUGACUGUGAGAGUACAUUCGAAGCUAUGGCAGAGAGUUUGCGCGGCGGGUUGAGCUUAGGUGUCAGCGGAUUUGCGUACUGGAGUGUUGAUAUCGGAGGCUUCGAGGGAACCCCAGAUGCGAGUGUUUACAAGAGAUGGGUCGCAUUUGGUCUUCUAUGUUCGCACUCGAGGUUACACGGAAGCAAUUCAUACCGUGUUCCAUGGGCCAUUGAUGAAGAAUCUACAGACGUUCUCCGCACAUUUACGGAUCUGAAGUGCAGGCUCAUGCCAUAUCUUUACAGCCAGGCAAUUUCUUCGACAACCUCAGGCCUCCCAGUAUCACUCCGUGCCAUGUUCCUCGAGUUUCCAGAAGACCCCACAGUAUGGUUUCUUGACCGCCAAUACAUGUUGGGCGACUCACUUCUCAUUGCGCCUGUCUUCACUGAAUCUGGCGAUGUCGACUUCUAUCUUCCUGAGGGUAAGUGGACAAAUUGGUUCACCGGUGAAGUCAAGUCAGGGCCAAGAUGGGUCAAGGAGAAUCAUGGGUACCUUACAUGUCCUAUCUAUAUCCGAGAAGGAUCCAUCCUUGUGCUUGGGAAGGUGGGCGAGAAGAGGGUUGUGUAUGAUUAUUUUGAGGAUGUACAGGUCAUGGUUGUACAGCCGAUUGAUGGAAGGCGCGCGAGGGCACCAGUCAAACUUGUGGAUGAUAAGGGCGAGGCCAUGGGAGAGAUCACGUUGAAUGGCGGGGAAUUGGUUGUGCCGGAUGUUGUGAAGGAUGGGUGGCAGUUGACGGUGAAUGGAAAGGACCAGACAGCGAGCGUGCAGAGUGUUAAGAAAGCGGGUGGAAACUGGACCGUUUGGACUAGGUUGUGGGUGUGA